This is a messenger RNA of Ruditapes philippinarum (Manila clam), 4543 nucleotides long. Its product is annotated as low-density lipoprotein receptor-related protein 4-like. The annotation marks the transcript as partial. The transcript has 12 exons. NCBI's taxonomy places the organism in Eukaryota, Metazoa, Mollusca, Bivalvia, Venerida, Veneridae. The record is from RefSeq and is a predicted model, not a curated record. Gene Ontology annotation, molecular function: calcium ion binding.
AAACAUAUAGCUGAGAUCAGGGAAAGCGGUUAUUCAGCUGAAGAAUACCAGUUGGCUAAUGGGAGGCUCACAGGAACUGUUCCAGGCGACUUUCUGUUGUUCACAGAUUCAUACAAACACGGGGUAUUUUAUAUGGAUGUUGCUACACAAAGAGUUAAUGCAAUACCUAUUACAAACAUAUCUAAUCCUAUUGCCGUUGACUAUGACUUGCUUGAAGAAAGAAUAUUUUGGACAGAUGUCAUUUUGGCGGAAAUAAACAGUAUUUCCAUCAAUGGUUCCGGACAGAAGAACAUCCUGAAGUCUCAGGGAUCUAUUCUGGAUGGUCUAGCAAUUGAUUCCGAGCUGCGUCUAUUGUUUUAUACGGAUACAGGAAAACAUGAAAUUGUAAAAAUGAAACUAGCUAAAACCGAAAUAACUGUCUUAUUUGAUUCGUCUGUUGAGAAGCCUAGGGAUAUAGAACUCGAUUCAUCUAGAAGAAAACUAUAUUGGACAGACUGGGGUUUGAAUGCAAAAAUUGAAACAGCAUACUAUGACGGGACAAACAGAAAGACUAUCGUUAACACAAAUUUAAAAUGGCCUAAUGGUAUUGCUUUGGAUCAUGAAGCUGAAAUUAUCUACUGGUGCGACGGUGGUACAGGGAACAUUGAAAAGUCAUAUAUUGACGGUACAAACAGGCAAAUUGUGCAUAGAGCACCUGGGUCUCAUUUCUUUGGACUUGCUCUUUACGGUGACAUUCUUUUCUAUACACAUUGGGGAACAAGUUCAGUAAUGACUGUUUCAACAAAUGGGAGUAACUUAAAAGCAUUCGGUCCAUCACAAUUUGGAAGACUCAACGACAUUCAUGUAUUUUCUAAUAACGAUAUAGAUGACUGCCAAUCCCUACCAUGUCAUAACAAUGGUAACUGUACAGACGCUGUCAAUGAUUAUCAUUGUACCUGUAAUGUUGGAUUCACAGGUCGAACAUGUGAAACUGAUAUAGAUGACUGCCAAUCCCUACCAUGUCAUAACAAUGGUAACUGUACAGACGCUGUCAAUGAUUAUCAUUGUACCUGUAAUGUUGGAUUCACAGGUCGAACAUGUGAAACUGAUAAAGAUGACUGCCAAUCCCUACCAUGUCAUAACAACGGUAACUGUACAGACGCUGUCAAUGAUUAUCAUUGUACUUGUAAUGUUGGAUUCACAGGUCGAACUUGUGAAACUGAAAUGACCGAUCAAGUUUCGUAUCUAGAAAAUAGAAAGAUGUACAUGAUCAUUGGAGUAUCCAUAGGAACAGUUUUCAUAGCCAUCAUCAUCGCAUCAGUUGUUGUUGUUGUAAAGAAGAAACGUAAUUCUGGCCCAAGAAUAAACGACACUCAAGCAGAUAAUGGACCCGGACAAGAAUUGGAAAGAGGAGGAAAUCGAAUGAGUACGAGUCAGUUGUAUGUAAACGUUGUAGAAAUAGAAGGGAGAUGGUCAAAUACUGACACGGGUGGAACUGGUGAUGGAUACUAUUCAAUAAUUGAUCAUCCCAGCAGGCACGACAAUAACAUUUACGACAAAAUAGAAUAGUUAUAUUUACGAACGACAUUUCAUAUAUAAUUGGCUUAUGAAGUGUACAAACAAAAAGAAUUUGAUAAAUACAUGUACACAUCAUGCAUUGUUUGCCAUGAUUUAAUAAUUUGAUUAGUUUAACUUCAUUCUUAUCAUAGACCUAGUAAGUACAAAGUCAUAGAUAUGGCUUUGUCAAACAACAAAUUAGUUCUGAACAAUCUUAGCAAAUGUAUUUAUUUAGCCAAUAUUAAAGGAAAUGAUUUAUUGAAUUCAUAUCUUAGACUAUAUCAAUGUUCAUUAUACUGUAAGACACUUUCUUGGUGAAAAAUUACUGUUAUGCAAUAGCUAAUGUCAUACUUAUUAGAGCUUAUUUUCCAUAUUGUACAAACUGAAACAUUCAUUAUACUAUUACAUUUCAGUACCAACCGUGACAACCGUGACUUUAAAUGUAUUACUAGUUGAUGUAUAACGAGAUACAUGUAUAUGUAUAAGUCAAAUAAAACUUUCUCUUCUUUUUCUUCCUAUUCUUCUUCAAUGUAACUUGUAUGAUAAGGUAAAACGAAGGUUUUAAUUAGUUUUAAAAUGGGUGAACGUCAAUGUAAGCUACAUUUUUGCAUUUUAUUUUCACUUUAUGAAUGUUCAAUGAUAUAUUCUUGACACUCAAUGCACUAUAUGUCUUUUGUCAUUUGCAUCUAGUUGAUAGGGUGUAAUUAUUCAAGACUCUUAUUGUCGUUAUUAUUCUUGUUUUCUUUAGUUUGUUUAGCUUGGUAUGGUUCAAUGUCCUUUUUAAUUGUGUUUUUUCUUAGGUGAUUGGCUCUUUCAGACGAAAGUUGACCAAGAAAAUAUUUUGAUUAAAUACAUAUAUGUCGCGAACCGUCCUAAUUAGUAAUGUCCUACCUUUAUAAAUACAACAUGAUCAUAUUGUAGAGGUCAUUGGAGAGGUAAUUAGACCUAUCCACAGUGUUGAGAAUGAUUGCUGGCAGCAUCCAUUUUUGCGUAUCAAAUUGAAACUAAUGCAUCGCAUUUUAAGCAUUAAAUAAUAAGAAUCAGUCUACAAAAAUUGGUUUGCUCAUGCUUUAGGGAGAGCUAAAAUAUAAGUUGUCCUACUUUGAAAAAUCAUCAAUAUCAAUAUGCUAUAGAUUAAUUUCUACGUUAACAAAAUGGGUAUUUUCUGAGCUACAAGAAAUAAUUGUUAUGUCAUUGUUAUGCAAUCAUUGCUAUCACUUCUUUUUGUAUUGAAAAUUUAGAAAUAACAUAAUUUUGCAUGUUAACCAGUUUUACUUCGGCCGAGUAUCUUUUUUAAAGAUACUUCUUGUUUUACUCAUUCGGUUGUAAACUAGGUAAAUUAGGUCAUUAACAGUCCAGGUCAUUGGCACUGCUUAGAUAUGUUUUAGAUAUGAUCAUUCCUUAUCACACAACCGUAGAAUCAGCUUUCCCAGGCAUGCUUGUUCUAAUUAUGGACAUGUCGCGCAACAAGAGUUCUCAAACUUAAAGUACUUUCUUUUAGCCUUUCACCAUCUUCAAAAAUAUCAGAUUUUAUUAAUGAAAUUUCUUACUGCUUUGUCUAUAUACAGGUAACAUGUACUUGGUUGAAAUGUUGAGCUAUUUAAGUUUAUUUUUCUGCUAUUAACAAGUUUACAGAAUAGUUACUCAAAAGUAAGUGUAUCAAUGUCAUGCACCAAAAUAAAAAACAAAUAUAUUUAUAUUUUGUAAGUUUAUGCUGCACUAAUUUGCACUGUUUUUGAUUCAAAAUUGAAAUCUUUUGAAUGAUUUCCUUAACGGCGAAUGACUACAGAAGAAGUCAAUCAAAAGUUCAGACUUCAAUUUUGAAUCGAAAACAAGUUCAUCGAUGGUUGGGUUUUUAAGUGGAGCUUGAAUACUGAAACAAAAAAGAAUUUAUAAGCUUCGAACCCAAUCCUUUUUCAACAAUUCACGUUUGUAUUGUGUACAGUAUUACAGGUAUUUUCUGUAUAUAUUUUGCGAAUUUGUAUGUUGCACUGUUGAACAAAUGUUAUGUUAUUAGGUAAACACACGAGUCCACUUUUACAUAUAACGCUAGCUGCAAACGCAAAUGAAAGGAUAUAUAAGCUGAAAAUUUUGUUGGGGUUCUUUGAGUUUAUUGGAGUUGAAUAGAUGUUGUUGUUGAGUUGAGUUGUUGUAGUUUAAGUGUUUUAGUUGUUUUAAGACUUUUGCUGGUAUAAAAUUACAAUGCAUUAUUUAAUUUUAGUUGAUUUUAUUAUCAUGCUUUCUCUGGACUUAAUAUAUACAAGCAAAGAGUUCUAAAUACAUUUCAGCAAAAACAUGUUUAGACAGAUCAAAGAGUGAUGAAAAUAUACAGAGUAAACAUGUAUAUUUAUUUAUUAUUGUACUUACGUUUGUGCGCCAUUUUGAAUCAUGUGCUUGAGUAACAAUAUCACCAAGAAUAUUAUAUGACCUAGUAAACCGUGUAUGGAAAUUUUGCUGCUUUUUAACAUCGGAAUACCUAACCUCACCUGAACAUUAAACUCGAAAGUUCUGGCAUGUUUAGGAUGAUCAGAAGAUAUAAAAAUAUAUAUAAAAUAGAACACUAAAUUUGAAAUUAGGCCACGGUGCGUCUCGUCUCGAGUCAUGGUCCGCCCUGUCCCAAAAUAUGAUCCGCCCUGUCCAGAGGUAUGGUCCGCCUUGGUACCGUCCGACCUGUCUCACGGUCCGCCUCGUCCCAGGGCCGAAAAAGGGUGUUACAGUAUACAUAGAUAGAUAGAUUAUUCCUUAUCUGAGAGACUGGCGGAAAUAGCCGAUAUUAUGCUAUUGUUCGCAUAUGCAAUUCGACUAAUAAGAAGUUUACUUAAUUUGAACAAUUAAUUAAUCUUCAACAGCUGUAAAAAGACCUCUCGCAUUCUUCUUUUUAAAGAAGCAAACAUGUUUAAUUAAUACUGGAGGAAUAUUAAUCUCUAUCUCGAUUUUUUGUCAACUAUAAUGCCAUCACGCCUUUAUUUUUGUUUAGAAAUUCAUAUUUUAUUAAACUUUGAAUUAA